AUGGGCAUACUUAAGACUGCUUAUCCAUUGUUAACACUUUCAUUGGAGUCUUUGGUCGACCAAAUCAACCAAAGAUUCAAAUGCACUGCUGAUGAAGAUGCUUACAGAUUGGGUGUUGCUCUCCUUAAUGAUGGUGUUCAGUACCUCAAUCGAUUGGGAAACCCCAGAGAAGAUGCCAAGCUUCCUCCGGUAACUGAAGCGAACAUAACCCGCUUUGCUGAGACUGUUUUGCCAAAGCAGAUUCGAGCUGAGUUUGAGAAAGACUUGGUUGUUGGCAAGCCAAAUUUGGAGACAUAUAUCAUCAAGUUGAGAAAGUGGCGUGAUAGACUCGAAGACAAGCUUGAUCGUCGCUUUUCUGAAAUCAAUUUGGAGAAUCUUUGCCCUCACUUGAGUGAAUUCCACCAUCAAAAGUUCGAGGAAAUUGAAGUUCCUGGACAGUAUCUACUCAACAAAGACAAUAACACCCACUUUGUCAAGAUUGAGCGGUUCCUUCCAACUAUCGAUUUGGCUCGUGGCACGAAUGCUUGCUACAAAAGAUUGAAGAUUCGUGGUCAUGAUGGAAGUCUUCAUGCUUUCGCAGUUCAAUUCCCUGCUGCUCGUCACUGUCGCCGCGAGGAAAGUAUCUUCCAAUUGUUCAGAAUAUUCAGCGACACUCUUUCACGAAAAGUCGAAACCAGGAGAAGAAACAUCGAGUUCACGGUGCCUGUGGCUGUCCCAUUAUCCCCACAUAUUCGGAUCAUUAGUGACGACGUAAAGGAUAUCACCAUGCAGAAAGUGUACGAGGACUUCUGUCGUCGCAACGGUAAGAGUCGGGAUGAGCCGUUUAUCUACACCAUAGACAAGCUUCGUGCAGCCUAUGAUCCUCGCUUGCCAAAGCCUGAUUUGAUGAGUAUCCGAGUGGAGAUUUUGAGCGCCAUUCAGACUUUGCUUGUUCCAUCUACCGUUCUCAAGAACUAUUUUAUGGAACUCUAUCCUCAAUUUGAAGAUUUCUGGUUGUUCCGCAAACAGUUCACGUCUCAAUAUGCUUCGUUCAUCUUCAGCACUUAUAUGAUGUGUGUGAACACUCGCCAGCCCCAAAAGAUUCAUGUCAACAAGGGCUCAGGAAACGUGUGGACUUCAGACAUGUUACCUUGCAAGAUAGCCAGCAAGAAUGCUUCGCUUGAUGGUAGUCAAGGUGGACGUCCAGCACCACUCUUCUAUAACGCCGAGAUGGUUCCUUUCAGAUUGACGCCAAAUAUCCAAAAGUUGAUUGGAGAGACUGGAAUGGAAGGUAUCUUGUCGGUAUACUUGUUAGCCAUUGCCAGAGCAUUAACCGAGCCAGAAUCUGACCUCGAACAAUACUUGACUCUCUUUGUCAGAGACGAGGUGAUAUCGUGGUGCAACCAGCAAGAUCCACCACGGUCUUUGCCUCAGGAUUCACAGUUGAGAGAGAUUGUCAGAAUGAACGUCGACUUGGUGAUCAAGAGAGUAUUGACUAUGGGACAUCCCAGCAACAACCAGGCGGUCACCACACAAAAUAUUCUCGAUUUGAUAUCGCAGGCUGUCAACCCUAGAAACCUCGCUGCGGCAGAUACGUUGUGGAUGGCCUACUUUUAA
This is a messenger RNA of Meyerozyma guilliermondii ATCC 6260, 1596 nucleotides long. RefSeq lists its product as uncharacterized. Lineage: Eukaryota; Fungi; Ascomycota; Pichiomycetes; Serinales; Debaryomycetaceae. Bases 1 to 1596 code for a protein of 531 amino acids. The transcript has a single exon. The record is from RefSeq and is a predicted model, not a curated record. Gene Ontology annotation, biological process: DNA repair; regulation of DNA-templated transcription. Gene Ontology annotation, cellular component: SAGA complex; nucleus; NuA4 histone acetyltransferase complex. Gene Ontology annotation, molecular function: transcription coregulator activity; protein binding.